AUGCAGCUCCGUCGUCGUCAGGGCCCUUUUAACACGGUGGCUAUAGCUCAAAAAGGAGAAGUCGAAGAAUUUACAUUAGACGAAAGCGAUGGCACUGUGUCGAGUCUCGGAUCUUACCCGGAUCAUUCCUUUCGUGAUCCUCUUCCAACGAGUAUUUUUAUGAAGUUCGAGAGUUUCUCACCAGACUACGUCUUCCAACGAGUCGACGACUAUCUCCACGAUCGUGACUUGUCUCGGCUAGUCACUGAUCGUAUUCUUGUCGAAUCCCAACGGAGAGACUCGCCACAAGAAAGACUCUUGUUCAUGUCAUUCUUGGUCAAAUUGACACUGAAAGUGUAUCACGCCGUGCCUUCUUCUAUUUCGACGUAUUCGGACCAAGAGAGCGAUGAGGAGUAG
This is a messenger RNA of Microthlaspi erraticum, 396 nucleotides long. Lineage: Eukaryota; Viridiplantae; Streptophyta; Magnoliopsida; Brassicales; Brassicaceae. The record is from the annotation of a GenBank genome assembly.